ACACUACACGCUGCCAGACUCUUCCACUCGCACUUACGACUUGUUCUUCUCCGCAUCCAUUGCUCCACACGUUGUCGGAUUUUUUUAAAUUUCUUUAAAUAAAAGCAAGAGACUUAUCACAAUGGGAGUUAAGCCAGGAAAGAAGUCCUUCGGGGGAAUACAUCUGUUGGGGGUGCCUCCGUUACUCCAAAAACUCCAGAUAACAAGAGAAAGCAGUCACUUCCCAAACCUGCCCCGACCACUCCCAUCGCUACAAACAAGAAGCCGGCUCCAGCCCCUGCAAACCCAAGCCCGAAGAAGGAAAAGGUUGCUUCACCAGAAAAGAAGCCGGUUUUGAAGCAGGGAGGCAUUAGCGCCCAGUUGGCCAAAGUGAGCGACAAGAGUAAGUCAAUUAACAAGUCCAACAAGAAGAACAGAAAUAAGCAAAAUCGGAACAAGAAGGAUAAGGCACAGGGAGGCGGACCAGGUGGUCAACCUAAAUCCAAUCAGCAAGGGAAGCAGGCAGUGGGCAAAGUCAGCAAGAAAAAUCGUCGUCAACGACUUCAAGCUAAAAUGUCUGCCAAGGCCCGCUCUCCCUUGUCCCAGGCUCGUGCGUUUAAGGCGGAACAGGAAAUGAACAAGACUUCCAGCAGAAUUUUGCUGGUUAAACUUCCUGACCAAGCCGUUACUAAUGACAUGGUGAAAUCUUGGAGUCCAAGCAUUGAGAAUGCCAUGUUCCCAAAGUCGAUUGAACCUAGAUCUUUCCUCCUCGUCAUGAAACCGGAUGCUAAUAUCAAAAAAGAGAUUGAUACUUUAAAGAAAAUUAGUUUUGGAAAUGGAAAGUUGUCUGUAGAAGAGAGAAAACAGACUGAGUUUGAAGGAAAGAAAGCCACCGAGGGGCUGACAGCAACGGAUUUUAUUGAUCCAUACACUCUGUAUCUUACAAAUUUGGAUGAGGCUGCAACCCGAGGGGACUUGCAAGAACUCUUCCCUUCCGCCAAGACUGUCAUGAAUCCUAGAAAACACAAUCCCCGAGUCACUGGAGCCGGUACUGCGACGAAAUUUGCUUUUGUUGGUUUCGAUACGGCUGAUGCUGCUCUGGAAGGAUUUAAAAUGUGCUUCAACCGAAAGUUUGUCAAUGAUAAAUUCAUUGUUGUUCGAUUCCGUCGAGUUGGAAAGAGUGAAGUCAGCGCUGUGAAGAGUGAAGGAGACAAGAAACCUGUCGUCGCAACUGAAGGUGCUGGUAAAAGGAAAGCUGAGGAAUCAUCUCCAAUUAAGGGCCAACCUUUGAAAAAAGAAGAUGCCAGCGCCAAGAAGAGCAAAUUGAUUAAGGUUGAGCCUAAGGAUGAGGAUGACGAAGAUGAAGAUGACGAUGACGACGAAGAUGAAGAAGAUGAUGAUGAUGACGACAAUGACAUGGAUGCGCUCCAAGCCGGCGUUGGUGAUGAUGACAGUGAAGACGACGACGACGACGGACUGGACGAUGAUGAUGAUGAAGACGACGACGAUGAUGAUGACGAUGAAGACGACGACUAGAGAUAGGGUUUCGACAAUUACAUAACAUCAUGCGCUAAGAUUUGAUAAAAAUAGAUGUCCUCGCGUUGUUUUACAAUUAUGCUUUUUUCUAUUUUCUCUGCUGUUGUUUUGUUAUAAGGUUAGAAUUUCAAUUUUAAAUCAUGAUGUACGAAUCAAUAAAAUGCCACGAGUUAUAACUAUAA
This is a messenger RNA of Folsomia candida, 1697 nucleotides long. Its product is annotated as protein bfr2. The record is from RefSeq and is a predicted model, not a curated record. Lineage: Eukaryota; Metazoa; Arthropoda; Collembola; Entomobryomorpha; Isotomidae. The transcript has 5 exons. Gene Ontology annotation, molecular function: RNA binding. The coding region runs from base 553 to 1515 and encodes 320 amino acids.